UUCUUUGGGAGUGGUAAUGCGCCGAACCAAUCUACAACGUUCUUGUGAUCAUUGACACCGGCCAUUGGUCUAUCCUUUGUCAACCAAUCAUCGAAAAACCAGUGAGGAUAUCCAAUUGUAAGAAUAUGGAGCACGCUCAGAUCCAGAGCUCGGAGGGUCCGCAGAUGGUGACCCUCAACGGGCAGCAGAUGCAGGUGCUGCAGAUGAGUAACUCGCCACACAUGGUGCAGGGGCCCAAUGGACAGCAGAUCGUCGUGCACACUAUACAGCCAAACGCACAAGCUAUACAGGUAGCGACACCUAACGGUCAGCAAAUACAACAACUUCAAGUGUUGCCAAUGUCCAGUUUACAAGGUGCAGGUAACAACCUGCAGCCGAUGCAACUAGUGCAGACGGCGGAUGGUCAGACUUUCAUAUACCAGCCGGCCAGCGCACCUCAGCCUGCCAUUGACCAGCAUCAGAUAAUACACCAACCGGUGAUAAAUCUGAACGGAAAUCUGGUACAGCUAGCGGGUCUGGGCGGCGCAGUGCCACAACAGCAACUGCUCAACCAGUCGAACAUAGUCAUGAUGGUGAACGGUUCUGGUGGUGGGACGUCGAGUGGGGCGGAGUCCUGCGGGGGCGCGGGCUCGGAUGAGGAGCCGCUGUUGUAUGUGAACGCGCGCCAGUACCAGCGCAUACUGAAGCGUCGCGCCGCACGAGCGCGCCUGCACGACCUCGGCAAGAUACCUAAAGAACGUCCGAAAUACCUGCACGAAUCACGACACCGGCACGCCAUGAACAGAAUACGUGGUGAAGGUGGACGCUUCCAUUCAGGCAGCAGAAAGAACCGCGCUGGAAACUCCGAACAGGGUGCGGUGGACCCUCACAAACUGCUGGAGGACAUCAAGCCUGACACUGUUUCCAUUACUAUCAUACAGGAAGAAGAAACUCAAGAGCACCAGCCGACACAAUGGAGGAGGCUCGCUCCGCAGCCCAUGCCCUCCACGUAGCACAUCAGUGUUAAAGUGGAACACGAUGACUGCACUUAGUGCCAACUAAGUGAGGAUUUCUCCACUCAGUGUGGAUUUGUGCAAAUAGUGUAAAUUUGUUCACUAAUUGUGGACUUGUGCAUAUAGUGUGGACCUGUGAACCUUAUUGGAACUUGUCCACUUUAUGUGAACCUUGAGUAUUGAGUUGUCAACUAGAGUGAUAGUUUACGGAUAUAUGAUAGUACGGGACUAGAGAAGUGUGCAAAUUAGUUAAUGUGAUUUUGACAUAACUAUUAGUUUACACUGUGAAAAUACUUGUAUAAAAACUUAUUCAACUUCAAUUGUAUUUAAAAAAAGAGAUGGCAACAUUUUGAGUACAAGUGUUACAGCGGUGGAAUUUCAUAGUUUUGUUAAUAUGUGAUUGUGUUAUGUGAAAGGAUUUCAAUACCAAAUCAAUUCCUACAAUAUGGUAAGUUUGUCUUUCAUUACCUUAUGAUGUAUAAAUAUUAAGUUAUUUCU
Molecule: messenger RNA, 1490 nt
Organism: Papilio machaon (common yellow swallowtail)
Lineage: Eukaryota; Metazoa; Arthropoda; Insecta; Lepidoptera; Papilionidae
Gene: Nf-YA
Product: nuclear transcription factor Y subunit alpha
Exons: 9
Coding region: 126-992 (288 amino acids)
Biological process (GO): regulation of transcription by RNA polymerase II
Cellular component (GO): CCAAT-binding factor complex
Molecular function (GO): RNA polymerase II cis-regulatory region sequence-specific DNA binding; DNA-binding transcription factor activity, RNA polymerase II-specific
Source: RefSeq, a predicted model, not a curated record